GUUGCAACGUGUAAACACUCUUGCAACUUGUGUCGCAACGCUGUUGCGAAAAUUCAGUGCUUAGUGUUAUCGCGCCUUUGGUCUUCUUCGCAGCCGUUGGAGGAUCUGUGACCGAAACUAAUGACGAUUGCGAAGAGACUUUCGCGUCUUUGAUAAAAGACUUAGGCAACCAGAGUACUUUUGAGGGGAACGCUCGAGGGACACAAGCACCAGACGCUGAUUCUAAGCUAGCUCUUGCCUCUUGCCUGGUCUUGUAUGGAAGUCACAAUGCAGUUAAUGUACAAUGUAGCUCUUCUGUUUGCUUGCCUGUGUUCUCAGCUGGUAUACGCAGAUUACCAUCAUUGCAGAUACUCUAGGUGGAGUUCAUGGAGUGAUUGUAGCAAUAAAUGUGGCCAAGGAACGCAAACACGCACAAGAUCUAUACGAUAUGAUCGACCGAACUGCCAAGCAACUAGCGAAACACGAGUCUGUAAUAAAUACGCCAGAACCACUUGUGAUUCAUCGUCUGGCCAAACUUGUAACCCUAACACUGGGCAAUGUGAAUGUAAGCCAGGAUACAAACCCUCAGGAGGCGAUCAACUUCCACAUUUCCCCUCCGACUUUGCUUGGAGUUACAAUGGAAAAUUACCCGGUAUGCGGUGCCUUCAGAUCAACGAACCAAAUGAACCGACGUCAACAACUUGGGAUGACAACUACCUGUGUUCCUCCGGUCAAAAAGCUGAUCCGGGAUUCCGGUGGUCGGCUCAUGGAAAGAUUAGAAACAUGAAAUGCGUCUACAUUCAUAAUACCAAGGAUUCACAUUGGAAAUGGAAUUACCUGUGUGCGCCAUAUAAUUCGCCGUAUCGAUUACGGUGGUUUCGCUUUAUAACCGCAAACCCAAGUUGGAUUAAAGGAAAUUAUUGUAUCAAAUGGUUGGAGCCGAAUGCCCCAGUUUAUACUUACUGGCCGACGGGGAAUUACUACCUGUGCAGCAAAAGAAUCGGUGGCGGCGAUGAUGAUGAUGAUGAUGACGAUGAUGGUGAUGACGAUGGUCACAACAAGCCAGGACUGAAACCCAAUAAACUGGUAUGCACGGAAAUAAACGAGUGUGAUUCCAAACCAUGUCAAAAUGGAGGUGUGUGCAGCAAUCUUGUGAACAGCUACAAUUGCACAUGUCCCCCCGGAUUCACUGGCUCAAACUGCGAGACAAAAAUAGACUUUUGUGCCUCAUUACCAUGUCUCAAUGGCGCCACCUGUAUAAACAACAACAGCGGUUAUACAUGUGUCUGUAGACCAGGAUGGAAUGGGAAAUUCUGUGGUGUGAACAUCGACGAGUGCGCAAAGAAUCCCUGUCAGAAUGGAGCUACAUGUGUAGAUGGUGUUAACGAUUACUCCUGUGUGUGCGCUCCAGGCUAUAAUGGACGAGACUGUGAUGUGAACAUCGACGAGUGCGCAAAGAAUCCCUGUCAGAAUGGAGCUACUUGCGUAGAUGGCAUAAAUAGUUACUCCUGUGUGUGCGCUCCAGGCUAUAAUGGACGAGACUGUGAUGUGAACAUCGACGAGUGCGCAAAGAAUCCCUGUCAGAACAGAGCUACAUGUGUAGAUGGCAUUAACGAUUACUCCUGUGUGUGCGUUCCAGGUUAUAAUGGACGCAACUGUGAAAAUGAAAUCGAUGAGUGCAUAUCUAACCCAUGCCUCAACGGAGCUUAUUGUUUUGACGAUAUCAAUCGGUACAUUUGCUUAUGUCCUCCGGGAUACGUUGGCACGCUUUGCGAAAAACGUUGUCCUCCAGGUAAGUAUGGAUAUGACUGCCUACAAAAGUGUGCCUGUCGAAAUGGAGCUCGUUGUGACUUUGCCACUGGGUUCUGUAGCUGUAAACCAGGUUGGGUUGGAAAAUUCUGUCAAAUAGUCUGUGAUGAUGGCAAGUAUGGACAGGGCUGUAAUAGUUAUUGCAAAUGUCAAAACAAUGCAAAAUGUGACCACGUUACAGGAGCUUGUACCUGUCCUAAAGACUUUACUGGGAAGUACUGUGAAACAGACAUGAAUAUUGGAUCAGGUGUGUCAUCAGAAGCAGAUGCUGAUAUAAACUACAAGGAUUACCUGGGUUUUUAGAUGUCCUCCUGGAAUAAACGGAAUAAACUUAUUAAUAGAGUCAUAAUUAAACAGAGUAAUAAAGCUGCUUAUGAAAGUU
This is a messenger RNA of Actinia tenebrosa (Australian red waratah sea anemone), 2170 nucleotides long. RefSeq lists its product as uncharacterized. NCBI's taxonomy places the organism in Eukaryota, Metazoa, Cnidaria, Anthozoa, Actiniaria, Actiniidae. Gene Ontology annotation, cellular component: plasma membrane; cell surface; signaling receptor complex. Gene Ontology annotation, molecular function: calcium ion binding. Gene Ontology annotation, biological process: axon guidance; Notch signaling pathway. The record is from RefSeq and is a predicted model, not a curated record.